CGUGAACACAGCAUCAGCAGUCCAACUGCUGCGAAGCGUCAACAAAGUCAAACAAGUUUUUUCACCUCGAAGACGCUUCGGCUAGCUUCCGUAAACUAAUUUCUUCGCAAAAAAAAAAAAAUGCCGCCGUAUUCGGAUUGUGAGAAGAAACAGAGACAUGUCGAAUGUUAAAUGUGUAAAUAAAAAGCACGGGAACAGGCAGAAAUCCGCGUUAUGUCGGCGGCUCUCGACAGACCUGCGGAGGAGCUCACCGUCAUGGACGUGUACGACGUAGCGGCGGCGCUCGGGCAGGAGUUUGAGCGGGUCAUAGACCGGUUUGGGUGCGAGUGUCUGGUCGGAGUGGUGCCCCGGGUGGUACGGGUUCUGGAGCUGCUGGAGGUACUGGUGAGCCGUGCACCCGCCUCACAGGAGACCGACGAGCUGCGGCGGGAGCUGGACAGGCUGCGGCAGGAGAGGAGCGACAGAUACGAGCAGGAAAGGAAGCAUCAGAAGGAGUUGGAGCAGGUGGAGGAUGUUUGGAGGGGAGAAGUCCASGACCUUCUGUCUCAAAUCACCCAGCUUCAGGCAGAGAACAAGGGGUUAUUAGUGAGUCUCUCGCUGAAAGAGUCUCCCAUCCCAGAGGAGGACCUACAGCAAAAACACGAGGAAACGUUGGAAAAAGAGAGCCGAGUGACAAAAAAGCUGAGAGACGUUGUGGACAAACAAAGGGAUGAAAUCAGGGCUAAAGACCAUGAGCUUGCACUAAGAUAUGAAGACGUUGAAGCGCUCCAGCUGCAGCAACAUCGGCUCAUGAGAAUCAAUCAGGACCUUCUUCACCGGAUCGGAGCCAUGGAGGCCCAGGGUAAAACGCUGAUUCAGCAGAAAGCUGAACUAGAGGCUGCGGCACACGCACAGCAGCAGGAGUACGGAGCGCUGCGGAUGGAGGCCACAAGACUAAGGAAGGASCUCCGUGAGAAGGAAUUAGAAAAAAAAGCUGCUUUGAUAGAGGACUUUCCUCUYUCGAGAUUUGGAACGUCAUCGCAGACAUCACCACCGAUCACAUCCACAGCAACAUCGCUUCCUGUCUCCGUCAAACCAAAGUCUGUAUGGGUGGAGUGUAGAGGGGAUCCUGGCUUCGUGGCAAAGUGCUUUGAGUGUGACAGAAGUCUUUCUCUUCUGACCAAGUCUGCCAACGAAGACAAUGAGGGAAACUGUGAGGAUGAUGAAAACAUGGUAGCACAUGUGCAGAAGGAAUCAGCUGAUCCAAAGCCAGACGACGAAACGGACAGUUCUGAACAGGAGUCUGAUAAACCUCGAUUCACCCUGCAGGAGCUGAGGGACGUCCUGCAGGAGAGGAAUGAACUCAAAGCCCAGGUUUUUAUGCUCCAGGAAGAGCUGGCUUAUUAUAAAAGUGAGGAGUUUGAGGAUGACAUCAGCCCCCCUGUUUGUGCUCCUGCUUCAUCACAACCAACUUCAACUGAUCAGCCUGAAUCAGGAAUAAGGAGAUUGAUCUUCACUGCCAUAAUGCCGAUGGUAGCAGCUGGUUUGAUCACAGAUGAUCCAACAUUAUUGCCAAUCGGAAGACUUAUUUCCUUUGUCAGACCUUAAAUUUUUUUUUAAAAUGUCAUCUCAAAAUAUUUUUUUCCACCACAUAUUUACAGCAACUGGUUUAAAACUAGUGUUUCCCUUUUUUACAAGUCAAAUUUCUCUUGUUUUUCAGGUAAUAACCCAAGUGAUACGUUAUCAACCAAUGUCAAACUUUUGAUGCAUUUUAGUCUUAUUUGAGCUUUUGUUGCAAGAACUUAAAAUGAACUUUAUUAAGUUAAAUAUGUGACAACUGAGAAUUUCUCAGAGUAUAAUCUUGGUCACCUUUUUGUUUUGUUUUUAAGAUCCCUAACAGUCUAUUGAUAAUGAUUUAAUAUGUUAGAAGUUAACUGGACAUAUCAGGUGAUGUGUACAAAAUUAUCUUGUGAAAACUGAUAAUGUGUUAUUUUGGUUGUGGUGGUGGUGGAUUAUAUUGCCAAACUGCAACAAAAAUAUUUUCCAUACCAAAUAUGGCAUAUUAUGUAUAUAUAUGCGCAUCAUGCACCUGUAAAAUGAUGUUUAUUCAGAAUAAAUAAAGUUGUUUUUGUUUUUUUUA
Messenger RNA from Austrofundulus limnaeus, 2119 nucleotides. RefSeq names its product RILP-like protein 1. Gene Ontology annotation, cellular component: cytoplasm; ciliary basal body. The record is from RefSeq and is a predicted model, not a curated record. The transcript is spliced from 8 exons. The coding region runs from base 214 to 1587 and encodes 457 amino acids. Gene Ontology annotation, molecular function: small GTPase binding; protein dimerization activity; dynein light intermediate chain binding. NCBI's taxonomy places the organism in Eukaryota, Metazoa, Chordata, Actinopteri, Cyprinodontiformes, Rivulidae. Gene Ontology annotation, biological process: cilium assembly.